Microcebus murinus (gray mouse lemur) is the source of this 1943-nucleotide messenger RNA. RefSeq names its product spexin hormone (gene SPX). Gene Ontology annotation, cellular component: cytoplasm. Gene Ontology annotation, molecular function: neuropeptide hormone activity. The record is from RefSeq and is a predicted model, not a curated record. Gene Ontology annotation, biological process: positive regulation of gastro-intestinal system smooth muscle contraction. Lineage: Eukaryota; Metazoa; Chordata; Mammalia; Primates; Cheirogaleidae.
UCAUUUGGUUUUGCUAAGAAAAAAAUUCACUCAUUUACUCAAUUCCUUAUGUGGGUAACGGAAUGAAAAUAACGUAUUUCCAAAUAAUUUUUUUUUUAAGUAGAAUCUUAUAGAUUAACUAGACGGUGGACUGGGGAAACACCUCUACCUACUGAGUAUUAAAACAGAACACAGUGAGAAGGAAGGAGUUUUUCUAUCGUCCAGGCAUCCAGGAAGGAAGCACAAGAUCCCACCCGCACAGAAAUGACCCUCUUUGGUUGAUCGUUUUAUGCAGGGACUCAGAAGUCUGGCUGCAACAAUCUUGGCUCUUUUCCUGGUGUUUUCUGUCCUGGGAAACUCCAGCAGCGCUCCGCAGGGACUGUUCGAGAGAAGGAACUGGACCCCUCAAGCCAUGCUCUACCUGAAAGGGGCACAGGGGCGCCGCUUCAUCUCCGACCAGAGCCGGAGGAAGGACCUCUCGGACCGGCCACUGCCGGAAAGACGAAGCCCAAAUCCCGAACUGCUAACUCUUCCAGAGACAGCAGCCCUGUUACUGGCUUCCUUACAGAAACCACGAGAAGAUGAAGAAGACAAUUUUGAUCAAACCAGAUACCUGGAGGGCAGUCUGCUAAACUGGUGAAGAAAUACCAGAUUAUGUGCAAUUACAGUUCUAUUCUGUUGAAAACAUGAACCACAUGAAUAAAACCCUUGGACCCUUCUUAUUCCAUUUGUAAUCUUAGGAAUGUGCAUAGCUAGUUUUAUUCUUUCAGAAGCAAAAGAAAUGUAGAGUUCUUAGCUGAGAACAUCAUCACCUUCUUCCACUGCUUCAGGUCCUGUUUAGAUCACCAAAAGGUUUAGAUCACCUUGUAUCUUACUCUUGAGUUUUUUAGAGCAUUUAUAAUGAUAAGGCUGAACACUCUGAAGUGUUCUUGCCUUUUCUUACACAGCCAGUACCUGUCUUGAUCUUGAGUUAUUGGUUUUUUCAUCCCAGUUGCACUUUGUUGUCACUCGAGAGAGAUUCUCCCUCUCUGUUUCCCCUUUUUCCCACUGGGAGGAGGGUGGCAAGCAUGGCAGGAUGGGAAAAAGGAGAGAACGUCUCUCUGUGGUUCAUCCAGGUUCAAUAACUUUUUCAGAAGGGAAAUUGGAUGACUGGGGAGAAGCCCUGUGAUAAGAACACUUCAGUGUGGUUGCUGAGAGAGAGGACAGCCGGCGAGGUGGCAGGUUCACUGAAGAUCCAGAGCUCCCCUUGCACUCUUUGGAAAUAUCCCUGAAUUCUGUUUAGAAACAUAGAUCUAAAUGGUACUGGGAAAUAAGCUGGUGGAAACGUACUCUGCUUGUGUAUAUACCACAUAAAUGAAACAAACCAGUUUUUUAAAAGGAAUCCAUUUUCCAGGACCAAACAGACUCAACAGAUGCAAAUACUCUGCUUCCUCUAAAUGGCUAGAGCUCUAGCCUUGAUGUGACAUCAUAACAUUAUAUAAAGGCACCCAGAUAACAUAAGUGCAUGGUAAUAUAUGCCUAAUUUACUCCUUUUCAAAGUCAAUGUGGAUUCAAUACCAUAUGAAUGUAUAUAUAUAUAUAUGUACAUAUACACACACACACACACACCCCUACAGCAAGCAUGAUAAUAUAUUUAUUUGGAAUUAUAAUAUGACCAUCAUGUUAAUUAUUUUUAUCUAAUCCAUUCAGAAUUGUGACUGAUAAAUGUUAUAAGUGGAACGUAUUGUUAAUUCUUAUUGUCAUCAGUAUAUAGCCGUUAUUUUGUAGCCAAAGAAUAUCUUUAUGUGAAUGUCUCUGUAACUUGGAAUUGUAAUUUCACUGUGUUAAAAAAUCAAAACCCUGCUUGUAAGAUUUGUCUGUAUCUUGUUUCAAAAUUGAAUAAUGAAACUGAAUUCAACUUAAUGUAACAUUAAUCUCUGUCCAAAAAUAAUAUGUGAGUAUUAAAAGUUUGUGUGGUAUUAUAA